Messenger RNA from Colossoma macropomum (tambaqui), 2965 nucleotides. Its product is annotated as sodium- and chloride-dependent creatine transporter 1. Gene Ontology annotation, biological process: sodium ion transmembrane transport. Gene Ontology annotation, cellular component: membrane. The transcript has 14 exons. Lineage: Eukaryota; Metazoa; Chordata; Actinopteri; Characiformes; Serrasalmidae. Bases 407 to 2404 code for a protein of 665 amino acids. The record is from RefSeq and is a predicted model, not a curated record.
GACAGAGACGGCUCACAUUCCCUCCGACUGAGCGAACGGUCCCCGGCAGCAGUCCGACUGAACCUCACACCUCCGACCAAAGCAGCCAAAACCCGCGGAUUCCUUAAGAUCAACCUUUAUUUUCAUCUAACCUUCAUCCAUGCGAUUCUUCAGGCUUACCUUCAAGUGCUUUGUCGACUGCUUCUGAGAGACCCUCACAGGCUACUGCUUGCGACGCACCGAAAAUAUUCCAUCUUGAACUUUACCCUGACGGAGAACCAUUUUUUGAAAUAUCAGUGAACACUAUCGAUACAGGAUCAUCCCAAAGAAAGAACUGAAAAAGACGGCAUUUUUUAAAACGUGCGCUGUCCACCGAGCCGUUAUUUGUAAAUUACAGGGCUAGCCCUGCUGCUAGCCACUGACCAGCAUGACGCCAGAGCUAGGAGACCAUGACCAAAAGGAUGAAGAGAUGUGUCAGGAGGACAGACAGAAUAAGGAGGGGGAGGCCGAAUGCCCCCUGGUGGGGACAGCUGGGGGUUGUCAUGCUGAGGUGUGUGAGCCGAGUCCAGGCUCGGGGUCAGCAGACGGCUGUGUGUGCGACCCCAGGGCAAUUCUGGGUCACUCCGACAGACAGACAUGGAGCAGUCAGAUGGACUUUAUCAUGUCUUGUGUGGGUUUCGCUGUUGGCCUUGGCAAUGUCUGGAGAUUCCCCUAUCUCUGUUACAAGAAUGGAGGAGGUGUGUUUCUGAUCCCGUAUGUUCUGAUGGUGUUUAUCGGGGGCAUUCCAGUGUUCUUCCUGGAGAUUGCUUUGGGACAGUUCAUGAAACAGGGAGGAGUCUCUGCCUGGAACAUUGCCCCCCUUUUUAAAGGGCUAGGCUUGGCAUCAAUGGUGAUCGUGUUCUUCUGUAACACUUAUUACAUCAUGAUCCUGGCAUGGGGCUUGUACUUCCUGGUUCACUCCUUCACUUUCCAUCUACCCUGGGCCUCCUGCAGCCAUGAAUGGAACACCCCCAACUGCACACUCGACUUCAGUCGGGCCUGCUCUAAUUACACGUUCCUCACAUCCUCUGCUUCCCUGUCCUCACUGCUUAACAUCUCCUCCCUCAACACCAGUGGCAGCUGCUUGGAGCCGGAAGGCAUGCGUUCACCUGUCAUGGAAUUCUGGGAACGGAAGGUCCUGCGUCUCUCUGGUGGGUUGGAUGAAGUGGGUGAUAUCAACAGCCACAUGGUGCUCUGUCUGCUGGCCACGUGGGUCAUAGUGUAUUUCUGCAUCUGGAAGGGUGUUAAGUUUACUGGCAAGGUUGUGUACUUCACAGCUCUCUUCCCAUAUUUGGUGCUGGUGGUCCUGUUUUUUCAUGGAGUCUCACUGCCAGGAGCUGUCAGUGGAAUCGUUUACUAUCUGAAACCAGACUGGAGCAAACUCAGAGACGCACAGGUGUGGAUUGAUGCAGCCACGCAGAUUUUCUACUCAUAUGCAAUUGGUCUGGGAGCAUUAACAGCCUUGGGGAGCUACAACCGUUUCAACAACAACUGCUACCAGGAUGCAUUUGUGCUGGCUCUUAUAAACAGUGGAACCAGUGUUUUUGCGGGGUUUGUGGUCUUUUCUGUUCUUGGCUUCAUGGCAGCUGAGCAGGGUGUUGAUAUCAGUAAAGUAGCUGAGAGUGGUCCAGGGUUGGCGUUUAUUGCCUACCCUAAAGCAGUCACUCUCAUGCCUGUGGCUCCACUGUGGGCCGUGCUCUUCUUCGUCAUGCUGCUCGUGCUGGGACUGGACAGUCAGUUUGUGGGUGUGGAAGGUUUCAUCACAGGGCUUCUAGACAUGCUUCCCCCAAAGUCCUACUUUAGUUCUGUACGCCGUGAGGUUGUCGUGGCAGUAUGCUGCAUCACCUGCUUCUUCAUCGACCUCUCCAUGGUAACAGAGGGAGGGAUGUAUGUGUUUCAGCUCUUUGACUAUUACUCAGCUAGUGGGAUCACGCUCCUAUGGCAGGCUUUCUGGGAGUGUGUUGUAGUGGCCUGGGUGUAUGGGGCUGAUCGUUUCAUGGAUGAUGUGGCACGCAUGAUUGGUUAUCGCCCUCGGCCAUAUAUGAAGUGGUGCUGGUCCUACAUCACACCGUUAGUGUGUAUGGGAGUGUUCCUGUUUCACGUAGUUAACUACAAGCGGUUGGUGUAUAACGGGGUCUACGUGUAUCCAUGGUGGGGUGAGAUGCUGGGCUGGGCUCUUGCUCUGUCCUCCAUGCUCUGUAUCCCCUUAACCAUCCUCUACAAACUCUUACACUGCAAAGGUUCCCUUAUAGAACGCUGGCAGCACCUGACCACACCCAUUUGGGGGCGGCACCACCUUGAAUUCCUUUCACCUGAGACUGAAGUCAAACUGCUGCCCAAUAAUGAAGCAAGCAAAAACACGCUCUUGUUUGAAAGCGUCAUCUGAAUAAUGAGUGUGGCAUACAUACACACACACACACACACACACACUACUAGCUUUGUUGUAUGACACUGUAAGCUAAUGCAUGCACACACACUGCAACAGACCAAGCAGUCACAUCACAGUGACUAAUACAGAAAUACACAGGAGUCACAGACAGUGCUCCCAUUGAAUCAGUAGUAAACUCCAGUCCUGGAUUCUUGUGCUAUACUGCAACAACAGUGCACAGUUUACCUGCUCUAACACAAUAUAAUUCAACUCACCAACACCUUGAUAAUUAGCUUUUGCAAUGUUUCAAGAGACUGAAAACACUACAAUGAUGAUUUUUGUUCCCUCACCAACUCUUUCUUUCUAUCCUUCAGUCUUUCUCUCGCUUUCUGUCCUAUACAGGAAAUAUGUCAUUCUGUCAGUGAUAGUGUGAAGCACUUAAUCAUAUGUUUUCAUCAGGAGGUGUGUAUAUUCUGUUCUGUGUUGUCUUGUUGUCUAGUAGAGUCAUUGGCAUAUCGAAGCAGUCUUGUGUAAAAUAAAGGCAAAAAAUUAAAAUAUAAUUCACAUCAGUGUUUUGUC